CGUCAUCAUCAUGCGCCUCUUGUUUACGAAUAAGCUUGCGGUAUGGAAGUUGCUAGCCUCAGAAAUGGUACGAGGUGAAAUAACUAAACUGUUUUACGUCAAGUUGAGUAAAUAAACAAUUACUAAUGAAAUAUAUAAUGUCGUUGCACCUCGAUAAAAUGAAAAAUUGAGGAAAUCGGAAACUCGAAAAAAAAUGGAAUGAAACAAAUUAAUAAACCCAAUAUAUGCUUUUCUGAACAAAUGUCCACUCAACAGACCUCAAAUCUACAAUUUGAGGCCAAUGGACUCCACGGCUUUGUUACCUUUAGUUUUUAACUUUUUUGAGAGACAUUAACCAAAAGGCAGACCUCAGUAAAUGUGAGGAAACAUGGACAAUGAUGAUGACUUGGAAACACUUGGCGAACAGUUAUACACUCGGAUUUUUCACAAACACAACGAGAACACUGGGAAACUUACAGGUAUGCUGCUAGAGCUUCCUGCACCUGUCCUGAGAAGGAUACUGCAGGAUGAGGCCAUGCUUGCAACAGCCGUGGAAAAAGCAGUUAAAGCCCUGCAUGUGGAUAUGCACCAGGAGACCAGCAAAACAACAAAUAAGGAAGAAGACAACGACUCCAUGUCUUCGGACUCUUUGGGCGAGCAGCUUUUUGACCUGGUGGACAUUUAUAACACCGGAUACUCACAGAAAAUCACAGGCAUGUUACUGGAACAGGACAAGGAGGCUGUGUUAAAGCUUCUCUCAGAUCCCAAACAGCUGGAAGAGCAGCUGAAUGCAGCGCUCAAGACCUUAGAACAGCAGCGUGUCGAGGAGACAGACGUAAGCGACGCAUCGGACCCCGAGGACACCGAGGGGUUGGGAGAGAAGCUCUUCUUGCAGGUGGAGGAACUGGACAAGCUUCAUGCGCAUGAAAUCACCGGCAUGUUGCUGGAAAUGGACGCUGAUGUUCUCCGUCGGCUGCUUCGAGAGCGCACCUUGCUCGAGGCUGCCGUUCACAAAGCACAAGCAGCCCUCAGCACAUGAUAUCGUUGAAGAUUUGGCGAGUGAAAGUUGAGGUGGGUGUGCUUAUAUUGAGUCUAAUGUGGGCUGACCUUUGUUUGUGAAAUUGCUGUAAAAUAAUCCUUAGGGUAUUUGCUAAAAGACAUUGAGUGAUAGAAAGUAUCUUGUAAUGAAGGCUCCAUGCAAAUAACACAUUUCAAAGUGCUCAAGCGCAAAAAAUACCUUUAUUAAGUAUUUGCCUUUGAUUCUUGUAUUUUACACGAUCCAUGUGCUGAAACAAAAGGGGACCUUUUCAAAUCAAGUCUACAAGACAAAAAUGGAAUUAAAUAUGGGGGGGGGCUAGCAGGCCAGGUCUGAUAAGUAAUUCCAUUAAAAAUCAUGUUAGUAAAUUACAGUGUGUGUACUCACAGGUACAACUUGUGUCACAAUUUUUAUAGCAGAGGUCGUUACAAACAUGAAUUGGUGACAAUUGUUCCAAAUGCUUCUCAUCAAAUGACACAAAUUUAUUCUCCACACAUUCACACACACAUACCUUUAUGCCUAAAGCUCAUAAAUACAAUCGAUCUCAUAUACAAACAUUUGGAUUAUUUUUUUUUUUUCUCCUCUAUUCUCUGCACGGGGUGGUUCAUGAUUCCUGCUGGUUACUCAUGACAAGAUAUUUGCACUUAAGUCAUUUGAUUGACAGGAGGGCUUUUAAAAUAAAUAUGUGGAAACAUGCAGCAUCCUCACA
This is a messenger RNA of Syngnathus typhle (broad-nosed pipefish), 1724 nucleotides long. RefSeq lists its product as uncharacterized. The transcript is spliced from 6 exons. Bases 368 to 1018 code for a protein of 216 amino acids. Gene Ontology annotation, cellular component: nucleus. Gene Ontology annotation, molecular function: RNA binding. Lineage: Eukaryota; Metazoa; Chordata; Actinopteri; Syngnathiformes; Syngnathidae. The record is from RefSeq and is a predicted model, not a curated record. Gene Ontology annotation, biological process: DNA damage response; protein polyubiquitination; regulation of double-strand break repair.